Messenger RNA from Cladocopium goreaui, 9360 nucleotides. The record is from the annotation of a GenBank genome assembly. Lineage: Eukaryota; Dinophyceae; Suessiales; Symbiodiniaceae.
AUGGCUUUGCAGGUGGAGUCCAGCGAAGGCUCCGCCUGGCAACUGCGCAGUGACUACAAGGCACCUGGACAGGUGACCAACGGGUCCUCGCUGCAAGACUUUGAGGAUGGCAUGGAGGUCACAGUGCCUGCGGUGGUGACUUUGAAGAUGGUGAAAGAGAACCUGGUCCGGUGCCCCGGCUGGUGGGACUGGGCAGUUUGUAUGAAAUCGAUAAAAGGACUCGCGCCGGCAGGCGGCGAGAUCCGUCGCGGAGGCGAAGCGAGCAGAACAAGGCCGCCAAGCUCCCCGUGCUGUGGGCCCCGGCAUGCCGGGCAUGCCAGGUCACCCAAGACCUUGGCCCCAGCCGCAUUGGCCCCCGCCGCCAGGGUGGCAUGCACCGUGGCAUGCUCAUGCCAUCAGCGCCCACCAUGGACCGCUGCUGACGCCAUGCCGAAGCUGGUGGCCGCACUGUGUGGCGUGGAGCGAAGGCUCUUGCGAUGGCAGGGCAACUUCGUUUGGGCGUGCGCUCACGCAGCCCCUGGCAUUUUCCUUCGCACAGUGCCCCAUGCAGACACCUGCUUUUCCUUCGGCUCGCUGUACAUCUUCUCUCAAGCAUUAGGCUUGGUCUGGAUGUUUCUGGUGGUGCUUCUAGCCGUGAUGAGUGUCCGCAUAGUGAGUGCUGCCGUUGACUCACCAGAUGGCACUCUACCAGGGUAUGGUGAGCGACCCCUGUGUUCCAUCGCUCUUUGCUACGUUUUCUACAGCGUCUUGCGCUUGCUGUUCCUCUUUGCCCGUACCAUGGCCAUGGCACUGCGCUUAGUCGUGUUGGUGCUGCAAGGUGCGAUCACUCUCCUCAACCCGAUUCAGCAAGUGGUGCCCUCUCGUGAUUUGCAGAGGUCAUCUGCUAGUACUACUGCAGUGUUAGGAACGAGUCCACCUGAACCUUGGACGUCUGCUUGGAGAGUUCAGCUGCUGCAAGCCUCUACACCUGCUGCACUUUGUGAAGUGGAUUUUUCCCCAGUGGAUCAUUUGGCUGCGGCUUUGCGGUCAGCAUCAUCUGAGUGGACUCCACGUGCUCGAGUGACUAGGGCUCUGCGGGCAGGUGUUUCUGCUCGCCAGCGUCUGGACCUGGAAGUGGGUGCUGUAGUGCCAUCUCCUUCGGUUGGCCUUGGCAACAACUACUACGUGGUGCUGCGGGCUGCUCCUUCUCACUCGGCUGGUUGGACUUGCUCUUAUCGAGCUUACCGAUUGCGAGUGCGUGGAGCGGGCUUGGAUCGUUUUCAUCCAGACAGUGUCAGUCACGCUUUCCCAUCGCGUGCUGAAGUUGAGGCGUAUCUCAUUGGGGCCGGUGAGGCGACAGACCCUGGAAAAUUAGCCUCAAUUUUCUUUGCUCCUCCUGCUGCGGAGGGUGCUGCUCCGAUUACUGCGCUGGCCUUUGUGAUCAGAUGUCGUCCAGGCGGCUUCAUGGUUUGCUUGCCUGCCGAAGAGCAGGUGCAGGCUGCUUUGGAUGCGGCGCCUCUGCGGUAUGCUCAGCAAGUGUGCAUGAUCACCAUUGGGGCCAAUCGAGGCCGCAACACUGCCGAGGUCGAGGCCGUUUUGGUAGACUCAGCCUGGGAUGCUUUGGAGGACUUCUCCAAGGUGACUGCUUUGCGAGGCGAGGCUGCAAGGACCUUGGUGAAGUUCAAGCUUGGUGCGUCAGGGGCUGCCCCCAUGCUGGACAGCGUGAUCGCAGCUGCAGAUGCUUGGAUCGCCGAAGCCAUGGCCGAAGAGACGGCCGCCGAGUAUUUCACUGGAGACGAGUUUGCAGACCCCGCGAUCGAUGGGGAGCCUUUGCCAAACGGUGCUGUGGAUGCCGGCGUGGUGGAUCAGCUGCAGAAUCGUGUUUUGGAGUUGGAAGCUCAGUUGGCUGCCGCCGCGGCCCAUCCUCCUCGACAUCCUACACCUGGGACUCUUGGCGGAGGUUUGCUGUCCGGAGCUCCGAGGGCUUCAGCGGCUGCUCCCACCGUUUUGGAUCGUAUGCGCGCGCUUGCUGGAACGGGGCCUCCCAAGACUGCUGCUCACGAGCGGGCCCUGGCCUCGUCACAUGCCCUACCUCAAGUCGGAGCUCUUCAAGAGGAGCAGCUCGAGGUUGUCGAGGACGACGAUAUGGAGCAGGCGCUCGAAGAGGCCAUGGCGGCGUCCACGGACCCGGUCCACAAACUGCUAGCUCUGCAGAUGCGGCAAGUACAACUGUUGACAAAGCAGUUGCAAGCCAAGCAGAGCAGCGACCCCAUCCAGUCCCUUCUGAGCGGAAGCGACGGGGGAAGUUCGGGUGGCGGAGGGACCAGUAUAAAGGGCUGUUUAGCUCGAGAGGCCUAUGUGAAGAUUUCGGCAGAUCUGGUGAAGCUGGCUUCGGUGGGAGAGCAGAACGCAGCGCUGGAUCUUGGGUUGCAAACUGCGCAGGUGACUCCCGGUCUUCUUCAAGAUUAUCUGGAGCGCAGAAUCCCAUUAGGGGAUCACAGACUGCUGACUCAGUUUGGCUAUAUCAUGAGCCAUGCCUUCGAAGCGGGAGCUCGCAGCGGCAAUCGCGAGCUGCAAGGUUUUGCAGUAAAAGGGAUGAUGUUUGUGGAACAGGCAAGCCUGGAUGGAGGGAAGACUGGUCUAGCAUGGUUACUUCUGGGCAUUCCAGAGCCAAACUAUGCCGUGGUGGCGCGCAAUCGAGUGCGCACUUCUCUGCAACCAUGGACCCGUUUGGCGAGCCCGAGCUGGGUGGCAGCCAAUGUCUCCUAUCUGAAGGACAUGGAUGUGAUGGAGAGCAGGAUUCUUCAAACUGGCAAGACAAAAGACUUCAAAGAUGUGAAGCCCCAGGACGGCGAGCCAAAGGGGAAUCCCAAUGCAAAGAAGAAAGCAAAAGGCAAGGGCAAGGGCGAGCCCGCCCAGCCCACAGGAGGUGCAAAGGCAGAAGUGGCAAGCAGUUUGAAGCCUUGCCACGAUGACUCGCCGACAAUUACUGGUGAGCGGCUGCCUGAGGAAAUUAGAUGCAGUGCAAUUGUAGACUUCGUCAUAGCCUCGGUUGUUCAGUGUCAUGCUGGUUUUCCGGAGUUUUUGCGACGAAGUCUGACACGCCGUGUGUGCAGCAUUGAUGCCUGCAGUGCUGAUCUUUGGCCAUGUCCCCCACCAGCCUGGCGAUGGACUGGCUCUGCUCAUUUGUCGCCAACGCGGAGACGCAGACGGAGAUGGCUUCAGGCAAGAGCGAAAGCUUUACAAACCAUUGUGGUUGCCCUGAAUUGGUUGUCUCUAGGUCACUGCAAAAGUCCCCCAAGCCAUGCUAGGUUAGGCUCCCCUAUUUCUCCUCAGCAAUUUGUCAUGUUGGAACAGAUAGAGGGCCUGGUCAGUCAUUUCCUUGCUGCUCCCGAUGUUGGUAGAGCCGAGCUUGGGCGGGCUGGUGAUAAGUUAGCAAAAAUUUGUAGUGCAGCAAUUCAACUUCCAACUGUGUCUUUUGAUGAUGUUGAUGUUGGCAGUUUUUUAAGUGACAUUCAGCACACCUUGGAUCCGUAUGGGCAGCCAAAGCGUAGUGAGAUUCCAGCAGCUUUUCCACAGCAGAGCUCUUUUGCGUCUUCCUCUCCCAGUCCCGACGAGGAGAGCAGCUCACUUGGCCAGCAGGUCUUUUUGGAUAUAAGUCCAGCCAAGCCGGUGUUGGCGGAUCGUAUAAAAUGGAAGUUGGGGCCUUCUUUUGAUCCUACUCCUUUUUUGUCAGAUCCAGUUGUCAAGAAAGCUUUCCAAGAUCCCAACGUACUGAGACGGCCUGCAGCCAGUUGGCCCGUGCGGAGGCGGGCCAAAGUGCAUUGCUCUCGACAGGAGCUUGUCCGAUUGGCUACAAAAUGGGAUGCUUUGGGCGCUUGCAGAUUGAUCCCUACUUCUUUGAUUGACCCCUCUGAAAGCGUGGGGCUAUUUGCAGUCAGCAAGGACGAGGAGUAUGAUCGGCUUAUUAUUAAUCCCACUGUUAUUAAUUCCCGGUGUUUUGGGUGUAACUCAUUUACUAAGACUCUGGCACCAGGGCAUUUGGCAGGGGCUAUACGUUUACGGGAUGAUGAGAAGCUGGUUAUUUCCUCUGACGACCUUUGCGAGUUUUACUAUACAUUUGUUGUAUCUGAGCAGCGUGCAGCUCGCAAUGCAAUUGGAGUGGUUUUCAAGGGGAAGGAGUUGAACCAUUUGAGUUGCUACUCUUCUGAACUUGCUGAUACCUCUGUUUACAUAUGUCUGGCUACGUUAGCAAUGGGAGAUUCUUUGGCGGUUGAGAUUGCACAACAAAGUCAUUUUAACCUGUUGCGGGAAAAAGCUGGGAGCAUGUUAUCUCAUGAGGUACUACAGUAUCGCAAGACCAUACCACGAGGCCCUUUUUAUGAACUUCUUACCAUUGAUGAUCAUAUUGGUUUACAAAAGGUGCCCCGAUGGCCGACCAGUGAGUUGAUUGACACACAGCGGGACAUUGAAGUUUUUGCGGCAGCGGAACGUGCUUACCAAGAUGUUAAGUUAGUGGCUCAUCCUGGGAAAAAACAAAGAAGGGUGGCAUCAGCUACAGUUCUUGGUGCUGAGAUUGACGGUACCGAGGGCAAAAUUUGUGCACCCCGCAGCCGUAUUGCUUUAUUGAUGUUUACAACCAUGCUGAUUGUCAAGAAGAAGGUUGUUACCAGACGCAUUUUACAGAGCCUGUUAGGAUGCUGGAUUCAUGCAUGUCUUUUCAGACGACCUAUGUUUGCUGUCAUGGAUUGCAUUUUUUCUGAAGGGAUUCUUUUACCACCUGAUUCCACCUUCCAGUUGAGCGCCAUGGCUGUUAAUGAACUCAUGCUGCUGCUUGUGUUGGCCCCCCUUUUGCAAACUGACAUGCGUGCAAAUGUGGGUGAGACCAUUUACAUGUUGGACGCUAGUCCCACUGGCGGAGCUAUCUGUCAUGCGAAAUUGGGUGUAGAAGCUUGCGAGGAGCUUUGGCGCCAUUCUGAACAGCGAGGUUACUACACUACGCUGCAGCAUGGCAGCGGACUGGUACUUAGAGAGCUUGGGUUGGAGCAUGAGGAACUGUUUGGCCCUGAGGUCCCGUUCUCUGAGCCGCCGGACCCAGGGGUUGUUUCUCAGGCUUGCGAGCCUCUGUCUGGCAGUUAUGAAUUUGACUGCAUUGAGCUUUUUUCUGGUCAAGGAAACUGGAGUGCUGCCCACUCCAGAGUGGGGUUGAGGGUGCACCCUGGUUUUGAGCGGUCUGCUGUGACCAUAGCAUAUGGUGACUUGGCCGAUGAUGCUACCUUUAGGGAACUAGCAGGAAUGGCCGAUGCAGGCGUUGUGAAGGAAUGGCAUGCUGCUCCUCCUUGUUGGAGUUUUGGAACGCUGCGGCGCCCUCGGCUCCGCAGCAAGCUUUGUCCUGCUGGGUAUGAUAUGGCUGAUUUCCUUACCCGUGAGCAGACGCUGUUGGCAGUGCGGACUGCUUUCAUUUUGAUUUUGGCAGUGCGCAGUGGAUGUUUCAUUUCAGUGGAGCAGCCGGGCUCUUCCGUGAUGUUUUACCUGCACAUUUAUCAGGUGUUGCUGUCUAUGGGCUGUAGGGUGACAAAGUUUUGUUUUUGCAGCUGGGGAAGUGGAUUUAUGAAGCCAUCAAAAUGGUUGCACAACAAGCCCUGGCUGGAUGAGCUUGCAGGUCAAUGCAACUGCCAGUUCAGGGCAAAGCACUUUGUGGUCCAAGGCUCUUUCACUCGAGCUUCAGUGCGUGAGUUUGACAGGCGGUGUGUGCCUGGUGCUGAGGAAGUGUAUGGGCGCAUGCCAGAAGUUGGCGAAGCAGUUAGUCGGUUCUCUGCGUCCUAUCCCAUUCCUUUGUGUGAUAGGAUGGCAGCUGGCAGCAAACUGGCUCACGAAGGACUCUGGCCUGACAGGGCGCCAGCAGAAAACAUGGCAGGGAGCACUGAUGUGCGCAGUUGGCAUGAUGACCCAGACUGGGUGCAGGAAUUAUGCGAGGGUGUGCAAUACCGGGAGCUGUUCCGGUACAAGUUCAAAAGGUCUGGCCACAUCAAUACGCUGGAGUGCCGGGUUUACAAGUCAUGGCUGAAACAUUGUGCAAAACGGCAUCCCCGCUCACGUGUGGUGGGCUUGCUGGAUAGCCGGGUAACUAUGGGGGCUGCGGCUAAGGGCCGCUCCAGUUCCAAGGCGCUGAGCCGCAUUUUGCGGACUUCUUUGGGGUAUGUGCUGGGCGGCUGUCUGUACCCUGGCUGCAUUCACUGCCGGUCUCCUUGGAACAAAGCCGAUGCUCCUUCACGAGAUAGAGCAGUGGAGCAACAGACCCGUAGAUUUCCUCUCUGGUUGCAGGAGCUGCAGCAAGGAGAUGCAAGGCGUUUUGACAUUAUGGUUUCAAGCAGUUUUUGGCGGAGACCUCUGGGGCGUUGGGUGCGUUUAUUACUCCUUUUAGCGGGUGACAUUGAGCGGAACCCUGGUCCUAACCUUCCACAAGGUGCAUAUUUUCCCAGGGGUGAGCUGAACAUGUCUGUCGGGUUUUCACAGGCGACUGUGCAGCGGAUGUCACGCUGCCUGGAGGCUUUCGAAGCCUGGACGAAGGACAAACUGGGGUUGACUUUGAAUGAGGCAAUGGCCACCGCGGAGAUGGCCGAUCUUGCUCUGCGUGGCUAUGGUCGUUUCUGUUUUUCUGAGGGUAGACCUCGCUACUGGUUGGUCUAUGCGAUUACUGGCGUGGUGCACCAGUAUCCUGGUUAUAGGAAUUUGCUACAUGGAGCUUGGCAGAUUGAUCGAAAGUGGCAGCUGGAAGAACCUGGCCAAUGCCGCGCUGUACUUUCUGCGCCCCUUGUCAGAGCCAUCAUCGCUGUUGCAUUGCUCUGGGAAUGGCGCUCCUUUGCUAGCAUAGUUGCUUUAGGUUUUGCCGGGAUGCUUCACCCAAAUGAGUUUGUCCAUUUAGUCCGUAGUGAUCUUGUGUUUCCCCAAGAUACUUUAGAGCUUCGUGAAUGCAUGUAUGUUCAUAUUCGAAACCCAAAAACUGCUCGGUUUGCUCGGCGCCAACACGUGCGUAUUGACGAUAUCACUGUCAUUAGUUUGGUUCAGCGAGUAUUUGGACACCUGCAGAUGCAAAGUCGAUUGUUUGAUGCCUCCAUGGCAGUGUUCCGGCGGCAAUGGAAUUCUGUCCUGGAUCUUUUAGAAGUGCCUCGACGCCAAGCUUUGCGUGGUGCUACCCCUGGGACCCUGCGGGGCUCUGGUGCCACGCAUUUGUACCUGUCUGACAUGGAUUUGAGUAAAAUUGCUUGGAAGGGUCGUUGGUCAAAGUUGAGAACUCUGGAGUACUACAUCCAGGAGGUUGGAGCCCAGCUCUUUUUGCAUCAGCUUCCAGUGUCUGCAAAGUACCGAAUUACUGAACUGAGUGCUAACAUUGAUGUGAUCGCCAAAAUUGGGCCAGUGCUGUGGCAAUGGCCACUGGAGGGCAACUUAGAAAAGAGGCGUUCCAUGUGGACGGUGGCCUGGGAGUUGUACCACGACUUCCCAACCCUGCGUCGGAUGCUGCUGGGUGCCACUCGCAUCCACGAGGGCUCUCGGGCAUCGCCUCGGGGCGACAAGCGACCGUCGCCAUCGCCACGUGGGAAGGGAACUAAAGAGGCCCUGAACGACCCCGCGACACAAGCCCGAAGAAAAGCGCGCCGGCGCAUCGUACUGAUUGCGCCUUUGGUGGUCCUGGCGCUGGGGCAUUUGACGCUUCUGCUGGGGCAAAGCUACUGCAACGUGAUGGCAGGGAUGGAGCCUCAGGGUCACCUGAACAGAACUGUGCGCUUUGUGCUCUUCGUGGCGCUGAUCCAAUGGUUUCAGGCCUUCACCGGACUCUUCACCAAUUUCGCCCAUGCCAUUGCCCAAGGCAAAGGCGUUGUGCCUCGCAUGGUCUCGAUGACUUUGCUGUGUCUUCUGAUGCCCAUCUCCACCUGGCGGCUCUUCAGUUGGCUGCUGCAGCCGGCGGGCAGUGGGGUGGUGCGCAGAACUUUGGGAGGUCUGCCGCACCACGUGGCAGACACCGCUCUGGUGACUGCUUGGAGUUGGUGGUCUUUGUUAGCUGUGACCGCGGUGCAGCGCCCGCAGCUGCUAGGGCUGUCGGGCUUCACCCUGCGCAGCGUCAGCCUGGAUUCGCGAUGGCGGAACCUCACCAGUCUCUUCAAAUACACGCUCUUCUUUUGGAUGGCUGUUCAUUUUCUGCGCGGCUGUGUGGCGCAUGGCUUCGCCUCUGCCCAAACAGACUUGAUCACCAUCAGCUUUGUCUAUCCCAUGUUACUUUGCUUCGUUUGGACAGCCACCUUCAUUGCUGUCUCCCUGUCAGGGAUCUUUCAGGGUGUCCUACCCUGGUUGGGAGCUGCCAUUGCUCUGCCGGGCAUCUUUCUGCUGUCGAAGCUGCUGUGCAGCUGGGUGGGACGAGAUCAGCAUGUGCUGCUCACCUUUCUGGUCUGGCUACACCUGCUGCGCGCGGGGUUCCGCAUGGCACGCUAUGUGGGGCUUUGGUUUAAGAGCUCUGUCUCGGGCCCCAGUGAGGAAUCCACUCCUCCCAUCGAGAUUAAGUUCGCUGUGAAUCCUGAUAGCCACAAAGUGCUGAAGACGACCUACACAGUUGAGCGAAGGUUGGGAAGAAUAGCUGCCAGGGUGCUGCUACUCAUUUGCGGCACCUUUUUAGUGAUUUUGACCAGCUGUGUCCUGUUGGCUGGUCUUCAACAGCGUAGUGGACUCUUCUUGGAGGAUCUGGUUUGGUGGCAGGAACCCGAUGAGAAGACCAUCCAAGUGACCAAUGCAGGCGCAUCAGUCAUGAGCUUGGCAAGGAGGGGAGCCACUGCUGGAGAUGACACAGAUGUGUUCACCCACGUACUGGAGCGGAACACCACAGGGCACUAUGCCGUGUGCGGUCAUACCUGGCAUAGCUUGCAGUUGGUGGACUAUGCUCUGCUGUCACUACUGGCUUACAUCACUCCCAACGAGAAGAACGACGUGCCGGGCUUGCUGAAGAAACUGUUCCCCCAUUUAGAGGUGUCCAUUCGACACUUGCCUUCCCAGCAACACAGGCGUUGGUUGGAGUUCGAGGUGAAGCGCUGUCACAGUGAAGGGCUUUGGACGGGAUGGCAGGAGGGUCAAUGCAAAAGUCUUUCAGUUGUCAGUGUUAGCGGCACAGAUAUCAGUCGCAUUGCCGACUACGCCGAGAACCUUCGUAUGUGGACGGAACCAGUGGCUUUGCAGAUUUUGCAAACAAUGUUUCCCACCAUUCGCAUCUGGCCCCGUGACUCCUCCUCCAUGGUCAUCCGCACCAUCCACGACAUCCUCAGUUCGGCACCGAGUAGUGGGAAAACUGGUUGGGGGCACUGCCGGAGAAUAUGUGGAAUAUAUAUAUAUAUAUAA